Molecule: messenger RNA, 420 nt
Organism: Theileria equi strain WA
Lineage: Eukaryota; Apicomplexa; Aconoidasida; Piroplasmida; Theileriidae
Exons: 2
Coding region: 1-420 (139 amino acids)
Source: RefSeq, a predicted model, not a curated record
AUGUACAGCUUACGUAGCUUGUCAGUUUCACUCACUACUCCGUUGAAACAUGAAUUGAGUAGGACUCUUGCUGAAAUCAAAAAAUCUUUCCAAAUUGCCAAGCAACAGGAAAAGAGCGUUGGAAUUGUUGAAUAUGCUUAUUCUCCGAGAAAGCGCUACAGAGUAACGUAUCUCAAAUCCAGAUUCAAGCAUCGCUACGCUAUUCGCCACUACGUGUUUGAACAAUACAACUACAAGAUUAACAUUUACGAUCCACAGGAUGUGGAUGUGACCAUUUCAUCGAUUUUAGGCAGUUUGAGCCCAUCGGUUCAUGCAAAUUGUACAUUUAGUUGGGGAUUCAAUUCACAAAGCUCAGUAAGCAGCUAUAAAACGGAGGAAAACAUCAUAAAGAGACUCAUCAGUAAUGUACGUAGUCAAUAG